Molecule: messenger RNA, 576 nt
Organism: Aspergillus lentulus
Lineage: Eukaryota; Fungi; Ascomycota; Eurotiomycetes; Eurotiales; Aspergillaceae
Source: RefSeq, a predicted model, not a curated record
AUGACAUAUAUAGCACUCCUCCUCCCUCCCCAGGAAUUGUCUAACAACUACACGAUCAUGGCUCCGAAAACUCUCACAGAUAACCACCCCGUCGUCCUCUCCCUCCGCACUGCAGCCCUUCUCACCUCCGCCGCGGGCUUCAUCUCCCUCGCCUGGUCCAUCACACACCACGAAGGCAUCUCCGACGACGGAGCGGGGAGCAUCAACUCCGUCGUCUUGGGAACCAUCGCAUACGCCUUCCUCUGGUCUCUCGUCGCCCUGACAAUACGACUAAUCCCCCGACGUAUCCAUCCGGGAAUAUACCUCGCGUUUGACAUGAUUGCGUUCCUGGCGAAUGCGAUAACGGGGAGUAUCGGGCUGGCGGUGCUGGCGCCGGUGAUGGAGGGCGGGUAUAGCUGCUACUCUACAGGUUGUGACGGGGAUGCAGUCCUCCGAGUGGAGAUUUUUGCGUAUGUGGUUGUGUUUGUGAAUGUGGUGGUUCAUUUGAUGCUCGUGGUUUGGGCUUCGUGGGCUUGUCAUACUGAGAGAAGGGGGAAGAGGACGGGGAAGAAUGGGUUGGAGGAGAUUGAGCUGUAG